Messenger RNA from Epinephelus lanceolatus (giant grouper), 8719 nucleotides. It is a transcript of the gene plcb4b, whose product is annotated as phospholipase C, beta 4b. Gene Ontology annotation, biological process: release of sequestered calcium ion into cytosol; lipid catabolic process; phosphatidylinositol-mediated signaling. Lineage: Eukaryota; Metazoa; Chordata; Actinopteri; Perciformes; Serranidae. The record is from RefSeq and is a predicted model, not a curated record. Gene Ontology annotation, molecular function: phosphatidylinositol-4,5-bisphosphate phospholipase C activity; calcium ion binding.
AGUAUUACUUACAGAGGGAGGAGGAGGAGGAGGAGGGGGAGCUCUGUUUGUCUUUACCAACGCAUGGCGGCCACAGUAGUCAGCUGUUAGAGCAGGGAGGAGCUGCCUCUGGUUCUGCUGGAUGACUCACUCUGUCAACCCAAGGCACACUCAUUCACUCUUUCACACACACAUACACGCAUACGAACACGCGCGCACACGCACGCACAGUCACGCGCAGGCACGUUUGGUUGAGGGGGGGGCGCGUGCUGCAGCUGAAGAGGGGCUCCUAAUCAAAGCGCAUCAGGGCCGUUCAUUCUCCACUGGAGGGCGAGUGGUACAAGAGCACCGGGACACUCCGGCAGCGGCAGGGAGACCGAGCAGACAGUCGGAGGGAGACGGGAUAGAGCAGCAGCUGGAAGAACACAGACAGGCAGGCAGCCACACACAGAGACACAGAAAAUCCCCACCCGGACUCUGCACAGCAUCAUUUCUUUUUCCGGCGUCGGAUUAAACCCGUGCCCGUCUCCAGCACCGAAAUCACGCCAAGACAUGAGCUUCUCCCACUGAACGUUAUUGAUGCUGAACUGAGUGGUCCAGUGCUGUCCUCCAGUGUUUCCCCUCCCCUCGAUUUUCUGUCCCUCUGUCUGCCACCUGGUUUGUGAGCAGCCAUGACGAAGUCCUACGAGUUCAACUGGCAGAAGCACCUGCCGGAGUUCAUGCAGGAAGGCGCCUCCUUUGACCGGUUUGAUGAGGACCCGUACAUCUUUGAGCCCAACUGUCAGAUGAAGGUGGAUGAGUAUGGCUUUUUCAUCUGCUGGAAGAGUGAGGGAAAGGAGGGCCAGGUUCUCGAGUGUUCCCUCAUCAACAGUAUUCGUGUCGGUGCUGUCCCAAAGGACCCAAAGAUCUUGUCGUCGUUCGAGGCCAUUGGGAAGACGGAGGCAGACUUGGAGGGCUGCAUCAUCUGCAUCUGCAGCGGCACAGACCUGGUCAACCUCAACUUCAUGUUCAUGGUGGCGGAGAGCCCAGACAUAGCCAGGAAGUGGAUCGAGGGUUUGAGGUCAGUGAUUCACAACUUUAAGGCCAACAACGUCUGUCCAAUGACCUGCCUCAAGAAACAUUGGAUGAGAAUGUGCUUCCUGACCAAUGUGAAUGGGAAGAUUCCUGUGAGAGGCAUUACUCGAACAUUCGCGUCAGGAAAGACAGAGAAGGGGAUCUUUCAGGCUCUAAAGGAUCUUGGCCUUCCCAGUGGAAAGAACGAUGAGAUUGAACAUGCAGAUUUCACCUUUGACAUUUUCUACGCUCUCACACAGAAGAUCUGCCCUCGCACAGACAUCGAGGAACUCUUCAAGAAGAUCAAUGGGAACAAAAGUGAUUAUUUAACUGUAGACCAGUUAGUCAGCUUUCUGAAUGAAAACCAGCGUGACCCUCGGUUAAACGAGAUCCUGUUCCCGUUCUACGACCCCAAGAGAGCCAUGCAGAUCAUCGAGAAGUACGAGAGAGACGACGAGCUGAAGAAAAAAGGUUUAAUGUCCAGUGACGGUUUCUGCCGGUACCUGAUGUCAGAUGAAAAUGCUCCAGUUUUCUUGGACCGGCUGGAGCUGUACCAGGAAAUGGACCAGCCGCUGGCCCACUACUUCAUCAGCUCCUCCCACAACACGUACCUGACAGGGCGACAGUUCGGAGGGAAGUCUUCUGUAGAGAUGUACCGCCAGGUCCUGCUGUCUGGAUGCAGAUGUGUGGAGCUGGACUGCUGGGAUGGAAAAGGAGAGGACCAGGAGCCCAUUAUCACUCAUGGCAAGGCCAUGUGCACAGACAUCCUGUUCAAGGAUGUUGUCCAAGCCAUCAAGGAGACAGCAUUUGUGACCUCAGAGUACCCUGUUAUUUUGUCCUUUGAAAACCAUUGCAGUAAACCGCAGCAGUACAAGAUGGCCAAGUAUUGUGAGGAGAUCUUUGGUGACUUCCUCCUCAAACAGCCUCUGGAAAACUUCCCUAUUGAAUCUGCGCGCCCGUUACCCUCUCCAAAUGACCUCAAACGCAAAAUCCUCAUCAAAAACAAACGCUUGAAACCUGAAGUUGAACAGAAACAGCUAGAGGCUUUUAAGAAACACAUGGAGGCAGGAGAGACCAACACCCCCGCCAUCAUCAUGGGAGAAGAGAAUGAAGAGGACGCAGAGAACGGAGAAAAGGAUGGUGAGGAUAAGGAUUUGAAUUCAGAAACACCCAGCAGUCUGUCAGAGUCGACCACUGAGAAAGAGCCCAACAGUGUGUCCCAGAAUAACACUGUCAGCUCGACGAAGGAGGAGGAACGCAGCAACAGUAUCAAGAAGGUGCCUGACGAUGAAGCGACAGAGAUAUCUGAAGCCACAGAAGCAACAGACGCCACAGACAUCUCAGAGGCCUCUGACCAAGACAAUAACAAGAAGGGUGGAGAAGAGGCGGAGGACUCUGAAGAGGCUCUGAUAGCUCAGUACACCUACGUAGGAGCCACCACGAACAUCCACCCAUAUCUGUCAGCCAUGGUCAACUACGCACAGCCCGUCAAGUUCCAGAGUUUUGAAGUGGCAGAGGAGAGAAACAUCCACCAUAACAUGUCAUCUUUUAACGAGUCUGUCGGUCUGGGCUAUCUGAAGACCAACGCCAUUGAGUUUGUCAACUACAACAAGCGUCAGAUGAGCCGUAUCUACCCCAAAGGAGGCCGGGUGGACUCCAGUAAUUACAUGCCUCAGAUCUUCUGGAACGCGGGCUGCCAGAUGGUCUCACUCAACUUCCAGACCCCAGAUCUGGCCAUGCAGUUGAACCAGGGAAAGUACGAGUACAACGGCUCCUGCGGGUACCUGCUGAAGCCCGACUUCAUGCGGCGGUCAGACAGGAUGUUUGACCCUUUCUCAGAGACGCCGGUGGAUGGUGUCAUCGCUGCAACCUGCAGUGUACAGGUGUUCUCUGGACAGUUCCUGUCAGACAAGAAAAUCGGCACGUACGUUGAGGUCGACAUGUACGGUCUGCCAACAGACACCAUCCGCAAGGAGUUCCGCACACGCAUGGUGAUGAACAACGGACUGAACCCAGCCUACAACGAGGAGCCCUUCGUCUUCAGAAAGGUGAUCUUACCGGAUCUGGCGGUACUGCGCAUCGCCGUCUACGACGACAACAACAAGCUGAUUGGCCAGCGCAUCCUGCCUCUGGACGGCCUGCAGGCUGGCUACCGUCACAUCUCGCUGAGGAACGAGGGCAACAAGCCCCUGUCAUUGCCCACCAUCUUCUGCCAAAUCAUCCUCAAGACCUACGUGCCCGACGGCUUCGGAGCAAUUGUGGAUGCCCUAUCGGACCCAAAGAAGUUCUUGACCAUAGCAGAAAAAAGAGCUGACCAGAUGAAGGCGUUGGGGAUCGACACGAACGACAUAGCAGAUGUUCCAAGUGGAAGCUCAAAGAAUGACAAGAAGGGAAAGGGUAAAGGAGACACUGUGAAGGCCAGUGUGACACCCCAGGCCAGCUCAGACAUGGCUCAGACCUCCAACUCCGCCCAAAACAACACAGCAGAAACCAAGAAAGAUACUGCACUCGUGCCUAAUGUCAGCAUUGAAGACUUAAAACAAAUGAAGACGUACCUUAAACUGAUUAAAAAGCAACAGAAGGAGCUCAACACUUUAAAGAAGAAACACUCAAAGGAUCAGAAUACAAUGCAGAAAGCCCACUGCUCCCAGGUGGACAAGAUGGUGUCUCAGCAUGAUAAAGAGAAGACAACUCUGGAGAAACUACUAGAGAAAGCCAUCAAGAAACGAGGGGAAAACAACUGCCAAGAGCUGAAGAAGGAGACAGAGGAUAAGAUCCAAACACUGAUCGCCGAUCACAAAGUCAAGGUAAAGGACAUUACAGCGCAGCACACUAAAGAGUGGUCGGAGCUGAUCAGUAGUCACAGCAGCGAGGAGCAGGAGAUGAAGGACAGCCACGUCACACAGCAGUGCGAACACCUCAAGAAACUCCUGGCCACCGUCCAGGAGCAGCAGACCAUGCAGCUCAAACUCAUCCAUGAACGGCAGAGCAAAGAGAUGCGGGCCAACCAGGCCAAGAUGUCCAUGGAAAACAGUAAAGCCAUCAGCCAGGACAAGUCCAUAAAAAACAAGGCAGAGAGAGAGAGGAGAGUGCGAGAGUUAAACAGCAGCAACACCAAGAAGUUCCUGGAUGAGAGGAAGAGGCUGGCCAUGAAGCAUCAGAAGGAGAUGGAGCAGCUAGAGAAAAACCAGAGAGAACAGUUAGAGAAACUGGAGAAGUUCAAUGAGCAGCUUUUGAAAUCACACCAUGCAAACAAACAGGUUCAAGGCCAAGGACAUGCAGCAGAUGGUGAAGUUGGAGGAGGAGAUGGACCGCAGACCUGCCACGGUGGUGUGAGCGACUGAGACCGAGACACAAGCACACACAUACACGUACACUUAUAUACACACACAUGCAGGUGCAGAAACACUCCACCGCGGAUACCCCCUCUACAACCCAGAGACAUUAACACCCACCUACGUCACUGUCUUUACUUCUCCAUCAUGUCUGUUCACACAAACACAGUCGCCCUCCCCACCACUUAGUUUCUGCAUCCUUACCCCACCCACUAAUUUUAUACCACUGAGCCAUUGGUGCUUAUCACUGUCUGACAGGGGGUUUAACCACUUAUCGAGAGAGGAGAUGAGGCAACACAGAAUCAAACGUAUCCCCUCCUCCACCGUACGUACGUCUAAAUUUUCUAUCACCUUCUUUGUAUCCUACGGGCAACACAAGCUGCAGCUACUGGUGGACACACACAACACAUGCACAGACACAUUCACUUACGAGAGGGAGGUGGAUAUCCGUUCCCUUUUUGACUUUUUUAUUUUACUUUCUUUCUUUAAAAAAAAAAAAAAAAAAUCGGUACCUGAUUAACUGCUCCAGAAACAGCUUGGACGAGGAGAGAAGAAUAUGUUUAAGAUUUAAUGUCAUUUCAGCACAAAUGAAUAAACUUUGUGAAAUACACUGUACGCUACACACCAGUCCUGUCCUGAGCACUUUGUAUGUGAUAGGCCAUCAUAACAAUGUGGAAAAUGUAGCAGUGCACUACUGUAGGUUUUCUGUAUUUCAGUAAGAAUGUAUUUAAAAAAAAAAAAAUAAAUCACUGUAUGAAGGAGUGGCAGACCUCCGUGUCACCUACACCUACAAUGCAAGUUGUGUGACUUCACAAAAAUGUAUUACUGACUUUGUUUUGUUCAACAAUGUUACAGCCAACUAUAAAAAGGCUUUCUAUCUGGAGUCUGAAAACUAUAAAGGGAUCACGAUGGACAGACGCUCACUUUGAAUACGGCCAAUUUCCCAGUCCAAUUUUUUUUUAAUGACCCAAGAGAUUGUGAAACUGCUGUGCUCAACUUUUACUUGAAAGUAACUUUACAAUUGUGCCCAAUCAUCAUAAGUUUACACCUGCAAAACUCAGCGUUAUAUACUCCUAAUUUUGGGCUGAAGUUCAUGUAUACUAUGCAAAAAAUGAACACAUGAUUCCCUCAAAGUUUAAAGUGUACAAAAAAUGAUCAAUCAGGAAGGCCACCAAAGUAAGAAUAGGUGAAAAUAUUACAAGGUAAUAGUAACUAAAAUGUGGUUGCUUUUUUAGCCUUUAAUGUAGUGACAAAAUUGUUGGAUCACUACAAACCAAGGCAAUGACAUUAGUUACAACACUGAAUUGAAAAUGUGACUCUAUAAUAAAGGGGAUAUCUAUCAGUAAAUAAAGGGUUAAGCAGGAUUAAAUGGGUGUUUGAAUCGAAGGAAUACUUCAUCCCCACAAUGAUCAUUUGUAUGUCAUUUACUCACCUUGUGUUACCGAAUUUAUGAAGACAACUUGCAUGACUCUGGUGAACGAAUCCAAAAGCUAGAUAGUUUUGCUGUUAUAUACAGACUUCCAUGACUUUAAUUCUUCAAGAGAUUUUGGAUUCUUUGUUCACUGUGGAGAAGAGCUGCAACAAUAUUGAUUAGUUGUUACUAUGAAAAUAAUUAGCAACUAAUUUUACAAUUAAUCUGUGUGAGUCAUUUUUAAGAAAACCAAAGUCCAAAUUCUCUGACUCUAGCUUCUUAAUUGUGAAUAUUUUCUUGUUUCUUUUUUCUUCAGACAGUUAACUAAAUAUCUUUGGAUUGUGAACAAAACACACGUAUGAGGACAUCAUCUCAUGCCAGUCUUCUCGAGCUCAACAUAACACAGGUUGAGUCACUGAUAUAGAAACUGUCAUUUGGGCGGUGAAGUAUUCCUUGAAAGAGUUUUGCACUUGAAACUCUUGUGAAAUUGUGCCAAAUCUGUAAUACACUGGUACCAAAAUGAGUCCAUUCAUGGCAGCACAAUCAUUCUGCUGUAAUACACUGUGUUAAUUGACCAGCCCAUUAACAUCAGACAAGAACUUUGGCUGACAGAAGUCACAGCCACCUCGUCUCGUCCACUCGCUGCUGAAGUGAAGUGCUCCCUUAAUAGCUUCUCGACUGCACGUAAGCAACCUCAGCUUGUAAUCCUCAUCAUUUCCCUGCUCGCCCUCGGUCAGGGGACUGAAUAAUUAUAACAGAUUUGUAACAAAGCCUGUGACAUGGCUGCAACACACUUUCCACGCCAGGGAUUUCAGACUAUGCCUGUUACCCCUCAACAGGUUCCCUCUUACUUUUAUGGGACUGCUGAUUGCUUGAGGAGGCACUACUGUCCGCAGCCCUGGUGACACUGCAGGACAAAAAGCCACUGCAGAGAAAGAAAUGUGACGUUAAGGAUAUAGUGUGUGAGAUUUAGGGGGAAUUAAAUGGCAUUUAGCAGUGAGGAUUGUAGAUUGCAACCAGGUGAAACCUCACCCAGUCAGAAUUCCUUGUUCAGGAGGUUUUUCCUGGGAGCUGAAUUAUCCGCAGAGGUCUCUUUCUCUCCGAAACAAACAGACCAGGGGUCUCAUUUAUAAAACAAUGCAUAGGAUCCAUACUAAAAAUAUACGUACAAACAAAAGUCAAAAAUGGUGUACGCCAAAAAAUAUCUGACAGUUGCUACAAUCAGGCUUCAACCUCACCAUCUGCAUCGCCAAUAUCCUGUCUCCAAAAUGUUUGUAAGCACAGGUCAAAGUUUCUCCCAUCAAGUCUGUUUUUUAAGAUCGAAACUUUUGCUCGGGAAGUGGCGUACACCUCUUUCAGGCCUCGUUUUGGGCGUAUGCAGUGUUUGUAAAUGAGACCCCUGGUGAUUUAAACCAGUAAAAACACUUAAUAAAAUAGCUCCACGUUAAAAAAUGAGUGUUUCUCCGACACUUUUCCACUCAUAGAGGGGCUCCCAACUACACUGGCCAACGCAAAAAGAUCCAGAUGUUCAGGAAGUUUUUACUCGGAGCCGAAAUUACCCACAGGGGUCUCGUCUGCUCCAAACCAAACAGACCAGCUGAUUUAAACUGGUAAAACACUGAAUCAAACAGUUCACAUUAGAAAUCAGUGUUUCUCUGACAAUCUCUACAGUGGCCAACACAAAAAAUGUCCCUAUCUGGACCCGAGUUUGGUUUGUCCAUUCUGGGCUACUGUAGAAACAUGACAAUGCAACAUGGCGAUAUACAUAGACAAGGAUCCGCUCCCUAUGUAGAUUCAAACAGCUGAUUCUAUGGUAAUGAAAACACAACAAUUCUUAUUUUCAGGUGAUUAUACACUAAAGAAAACAUACUUGUUAUAUUUUACUCAAUUUCUGCCAAGAUAUCCCCCUAAAUCCUGCACGCUGGACCUUUGAGCAUAACUAGGAAGUAAUCCUGUAGGUGCUCGUGCUCAUGUGAUCAUGCCAGGCAUUCACACUGCAUGGCACACCACUAACAAAGAUCGGCCAGAAGUCGUAAUAAUAAUAUUAAUAAUAUUGAUAUGAAAACACACAAAGAUGGGGAUAAAAGCACCUCGAGGUAUUCUGGCCUUUUUUAAGAUUUGUUUUUCUGUAUUAUUCUGCUGUACCACGCGUAAAAGGGUAGACGGGAUGUUCUUGUAUAUACUGGAAUGUAUGUAGUUUAAUUUACUUUUUGACCAAUUGUGUUCUGCCAUACAAGGGCUCAGGGGAAAGAGUGGGUCUGUUGGAUGUUGGGGAAAGACAUUUAUCAACCACUGGGUUUUCUUGUUUGUUCUUUUCUUUUUGUUUUGUUUUUUGGUCUCUGUUUUCCAGUCUGCCCUUAAUGCACCACACGACACAGUAUAAAGCUCUCACCACAUAUCUAGUGCAGAGAUAAAUGAGUAAAAAAGUGCUUUUAAAUUUUAUUCCAUCGCUUUCAAAUGUGCCACUCAGUGUCUGUUAGGAUGGUAAAUUAUUUUAUGAAUGAUAAAAUGCCAAAUUAAGGGGUUAUUUAUAUGAAGAUAUAUAUAAAUAAAUGAAUAUAUAUAUAUUAUAUAUAUUAGAUAUAAUGUGUAGUUUAAGAUUAUUAUGUUUGUUAGAGGCUUUUUUGCACUAGUCGAAUGUUUCUGUUGUGUGAUUACAUGUAACCUUUGGCUCUCUAGUUUGUCAAAAGAAAAGGAAAAAAAAAAAGAAGCCGAUUAUUUUUGCAGAGCAAGUCACCGAUUUGAUUUCCUCCGUUUCUACUGUAUCUCCUCUUUGUUUUCUAUUUGAACUGUAGCUUGUCAACAAACCAUUCUGUGCGUGUUUUUGUAUUUAUAUUGUAUUGUUGAACUUAAAGCAAUGAAAAUACUGUUGUGAUCCAGCUCCUUUAAUACUGUUUUAUAGUAUGUGUACCAAUAAAUCCAGGUGUAAAAUGGGACAUAA